AUGUAUGUGUUUUAUGGCAAUGAUUAUGCAACUAUUUCCUUGUUCAAAGCCUAUCUGAGUGACUGUUUGAAGAUGAAGGACCUGGGUUCUCUCAAGUACUUCUUAGGCAUUGAGGUGACCCGUAGUGCUUCUAGUUUGUUUCUUUGUCAGCGGAAGUACACUCUUGAUAUUAUUGUAGAGGUUGGUUUAUUAGGUGCCAAGCCUUUUGGCGUCCCCAUGGAGCAGAAUCAUCGUCUUAGUCAUGAUACAAGCGCCUUAUUUGAUGAGCCUGAGUGGUAUCGUCGCCUUGUUGGUCGUUUCAUUUACCUUGCGGUUAGUCGACCCAACCUUGCUUAUUCGGUUCACAUUCUAUCCCAGUUCCUUCAGGCUACUCACAUUUCUCAUUGGGAUGCCGCCAUGCGUGUUGUUCGUUACUUGAAGGGUACACCGGGUCACGGCUGCUUGUCCCAUCACGCGGCGCUCCUUUUCUGGGUGGCUAGUUUUCUUGAGGGCAUUCUCCCAUAUCUUGGAAGACAAAGAAGGGGUUGGUGUGACUCUGAUUGGGCUGCUUGUCCCAUCACGCGGCGUUCCUUGUCUGGGUGGCUAGUUUCUUGGGGGCAUUCUCCCAUAUCUUGGAAGACAAAGAAGCAGCACACCGUUUCCUUGUCUUUUGCUGAGGCUGAGUAUCGAUCGAUGACAGCUAUUACCUGUGAGUUCAAGUGGCUCAAGGGGAUCUUACUUAGUCUUGGGGUUCAUCAUCCCAAGGCAAUUUCCCUUUUCUGUGACAGUCUGUCCGCUCUUCAUAUCGCUCAUAAUCCUGUGUUUCAUGAGCGCAUGAAACACAUUGAGGUUGACUGUCAUUUUGUUCGUGAUGCCAUCAAGGAUGGUUUACUAGCUCCGUCCUAUGUUCCUACCACAACACAGUUGGCUGAAGUUUUCACUAAGGCUCUUGGCAAGUCACGGUUUGAUCUUCUCAUAUCCAAGUUGGGCAUUUGUUCACCGCAUGCUCCAACUUGA
Molecule: messenger RNA, 996 nt
Organism: Beta vulgaris subsp. vulgaris (sugar beet)
Lineage: Eukaryota; Viridiplantae; Streptophyta; Magnoliopsida; Caryophyllales; Amaranthaceae
Exons: 3
Coding region: 1-996 (331 amino acids)
Source: RefSeq, a predicted model, not a curated record